Molecule: messenger RNA, 868 nt
Organism: Megalobrama amblycephala (Wuchang bream)
Lineage: Eukaryota; Metazoa; Chordata; Actinopteri; Cypriniformes; Xenocyprididae
Gene: rpl9
Product: ribosomal protein L9
Exons: 8
Coding region: 103-681 (192 amino acids)
Biological process (GO): cytoplasmic translation
Cellular component (GO): ribosome; cytosolic large ribosomal subunit
Molecular function (GO): structural constituent of ribosome; rRNA binding
Source: RefSeq, a predicted model, not a curated record
UAAUCGCUUGGUCGUGCCUUGCAGACCGGCUGACGCAUAACGUACGGGUUACAUUUACGUCAUCACGCCCUUCCUCCUUCCUUUCCCCCUUAAUCGGCGAGAAUGAAGACCAUUCUCAGUAACCAGACAGUGGACAUCCCCGACAACGUUGUGGUGUCCCUCAAGGGCCGCACAGUUACUGUGAAGGGACCCCGUGGCGUUCUCCGCCGAGAGUUCAACCACAUUAACCUGGAGCUCAGUCUGUUGGGCAAGAAACACAAGAAGCUGCGAGUGGACAAGUGGUGGGGUAACAGGAAGGAGUUGGCCACAGUCCGCACCAUCUGCAGUCAUGUUCAGAACAUGAUCAAGGGGGUCACCCUGGGCUUCAGAUACAAGAUGCGAUCUGUAUAUGCCCAUUUCCCCAUUAACGUGGUGAUCCAGGAGACCGGCUCUUUGGUGGAGAUCAGAAACUUCUUGGGAGAGAAGUACAUCCGCCGUGUCCGCAUGAGACCAGGUGUGCAAUGUGCAGUGUCUGCUGCUCAAAAAGACGAGCUGGUUCUGGAGGGUAAUGACAUUGAGCUGGUGUCAAACUCAGCGGCCCUCAUCCAGCAGGCAACCACAGUGAAAAAUAAGGAUAUCAGAAAGUUCCUGGAUGGUAUUUACGUCUCUGAGAAGGGCACUGUAGUGGAGCCCGAGUCGUAGAGACCACGAGAGCUGCACUGAUCCAGCAGGCCACCACUGUGAGAAAGAAGGACAUCAGGAAGUUCCUUGAUGGGAUCUAUGUUAGUGAGAAGGGCACAGUGGUGGAACAGCAAGAUGACUAACAUUUUAGUCAUUUCUAUUAGUAAUACCUGUUAAUAAAGACCAACUCACAUUUUUCGACAACAAA